AUGUGUAUAACAGAGUUUCAAUCAUGCCAUUUGCUUGUUGGUAUUGCUCUUGCAUUCUGCUUUAACCAAGUCUGGUCCACCACCAAUGAAACAGAUAGACUCGCACUGCUCGCAUUUAAGGUUGGCAUAGCCGGAGAUCCUGUCGGCGUGCUCAACACAUGGAACAAUAGCAUUGGGUUUUGCCGGUGGUAUGGCGUUACGUGUGGCCGGAGGCACCAAAGGGUCACGGUUUUGGAUUUGUCAUCACAAGGACUCACCGGAUUAAUAUCUCCUCAUAUCGGGAAUUUGAGCUUCGUAAGGGAAAUUCGGCUCCAAAACAACAGUCUCGAUCACGAAAUCCCUUUGCAAGUCGGCCUGUUGCGCCGCCUUCGUGUCUUAGCACUACACAACAAUUCAUUGGUCGGUGAAAUACCCAAAAACAUAUCCGCUUGCUCUAACCUUGUUGGACUCAAUCUUGGAGUCAACCAACUAACUGGAGAGAUUCCUGGAGAGCUUGGUUCACUGUCGAACCUACGGACGGUCACUUUGCGCGUUAAUAGUUUGACUGGGAGUGUGCCUUCCUCCAUUGGGAACUUAUCUUCACUGGAGUUCCUUGAAUUGUCCACGAACAACUUGGGCGGGAGCAUUCCCCAAGUUCUAGGCCACCUGACAAACUUGCAAUGGAUUAACCUGGGAACAAACAAAUUGUCAGGUACAAUUCCAUCUUCGCUACUCAAUCUCUCUUCGCUCGCUGUCUUUAAUGUUGGAGACAAUCGGAUACAUGGGACUCUUCCUGCAGGAAUAUGCCUCAAACUCCUAGACCUUGAUUUUUUAAGUGUUUUCAUGAACCAAAUUGAGGGGUCGAUUCCUCCAUCGGUAUCAAAUUGCACGAAGCUAGUAGUGCUUCAACUUGAUAUGAACAAAUUUUCCGGGAAAGUACCUUCUUUGGAAAAUUUGUAUAAGCUUCGUUGGUUUCGCAUCUAUAAAAAUCAGCUUGGAAGGGGAAAACCUGAAGACUUGAGCUUCCUUUGCUCGUUAACUAACAGCACCAAGUUAGACGACGUGAGUAUUCACCGGAACGAGUUUGGUGGGGUAUUACCUAAAUGCAUAGGUAAUUUAUCCACCACUCUCACAACAUUUUCUGUAACGGGCAAUCAAAUAUUUGGUGAAAUUCCAAAAGAAAUCGGGAAUUUGGUCAACCUGGAAAUGUUGUUUAUGAAUCUCAAUCAACUUUCAGGUGCUGUCCCCUCAAAUUUGGGGAAUCUACAAAAUCUAGCGAAACUUGAGCUAGGUGAUAACAACUUGGCAGGGACUAUACCAUCAUCUCUGGGAAAUCUAACCAAGUUGAUUAUACUAGACCUUUCUGGGAACAACUUUCACGGGACAAUUCCGUUGCACCUAUCUUACUGCCGGUCUCUUCAAUGGCUCGAUCUGUCAAAUAGUAAUCUCAGUGGUGCUAUACCCCCACAACUCUUCGGUCUCUCGUCAUUAGCGAUCAUUUUGGACUUGUCUCAUAACCAUCUAACUGGGGUUCUACCCACAGAAGUUGGCAACUUGAGAACUUUGACUGCGUUGGACAUCUCGAACAAUUUGUUGAUUCCAGAAUUCUUAUCGGUAUUUCGUUCCUUAAAACAUUUGAAUUUAUCGUACAACAAGUUUGAAGGCACGCUACCACGUGAAGGAGUCUUUAAGAAUGCUACCGCUACUUCUAUUAUUGGGAACAAUGAGCUUUGCGGUGGACUGCCAGAAUUCAACCUCCACAGCUGCAUCUCCAAAAGCUCCAAGAGCGGAAAGAUCAAUGUAGUGAUAUUGUUCACUUCUAUUAUAUUCGGAGUUCUUUUAGUAGUUGUUAUUCUUGCUUUUAUACAUAAUUUUUGGUCAAAGAAGAAAUUAAAUGAACCGGUUUCUGGUUCAAUGGAUGAUUCACCUCCGAACAUAUCUUAUGGAGCACUCCUAAAAGCAACCAACAAUUUUUCUUCAACGAAUUUGAUCGGAGUUGGAAGCUUUGGUUCUGUUUAUAGGGGUAUACUCAAGGAUAAUGGGAUUGCUGUUGCUGUGAAGGUGCUUGAUUUAGUUCGUCACGGUGCACUUAAGAGCUUCAUAGUUGAGUGUAAGGCAUUAAAGAACAUCAGACAUCGAAAUCUUUUGAAGAUAUUGACAAUUUGCUCGGGUACUGAUUAUCAAGGAAAUGAUUUUAAAGCCAUAGUAUAUGACUUCAUGAACAAUGGAAGCCUGGAACGGUGGCUACACCCAAACUCAACCUCAUCUCAUGGGAUUGAGCUUCGGAAAAAGUUGAAUUUCGUGAGGAGGAUAAACAUUGCUACUAGUGUUGCUUAUGCACUGGACUAUCUUCAUCACCAGUGCCACAUUCCCAUUAUUCAUUGUGAUCUAAAGCCAAGCAAUAUCCUCUUGGAUGAUGAGAUGGUCGCGCAUGUGAGCGAUUUUGGAUUGGCUAAGUUCCUCCUUGGAUCAUCCCUCGAUACCGUAGCUAAUCAUAUGAGCUCUAUGGGUUUGAGAGGGACAAUUGGUUAUGCUCCACCGGAAUAUGCAAUGGGAUGCGAGGUCUCAAGAGAAGGCGAUGUCUAUAGUUACGGCAUCCUCUUACUAGAGAUGUUCACAGGAUUGAGUCCCACUGAUGACAAAUUCGGGGACAAUUUGACUCUGCAUAGUUUUGUUGCGGAAGCUUUGCCUGAACGAGCCUUGGAAGUUACAGAUCACAUUCUGCUUUCGGAAAGAGGGAGUCCCCUUGACCCCAAUAGUCCUCAGCAUUGUCUUUCGGAAAGCAAUGUCAUAUUUCAAGAGUGUUUGGUUAUGGUAUAUAAUAUUGGAGUCACUUGCUCCAAUGAAGUGCCUGGAAGUCGGAUGAGCAUCAGCAGUGUUGCAAAUCAACUGCAAAAGAUUAGGGAAACGCUAUUUGCAUUGGGUUUACAUGAACAAGAUGAACUACCGCAGGUGACAUGA
Molecule: messenger RNA, 2940 nt
Organism: Syzygium oleosum
Lineage: Eukaryota; Viridiplantae; Streptophyta; Magnoliopsida; Myrtales; Myrtaceae
Product: probable LRR receptor-like serine/threonine-protein kinase At3g47570
Exons: 3
Coding region: 1-2940 (979 amino acids)
Biological process (GO): protein phosphorylation
Molecular function (GO): protein kinase activity; protein binding; ATP binding
Source: RefSeq, a predicted model, not a curated record